This is a messenger RNA of Brassica rapa (field mustard), 6907 nucleotides long. RefSeq lists its product as uncharacterized. Lineage: Eukaryota; Viridiplantae; Streptophyta; Magnoliopsida; Brassicales; Brassicaceae. Gene Ontology annotation, molecular function: zinc ion binding. The record is from RefSeq and is a predicted model, not a curated record.
UCAAUAAAUAAAGCAGGUAGAUAAAUAUACAAAAUAACAAUUACCAACAUAUAAAUUAUAAUUGUUUAAAAUUAUAAACUAAUAAUUUUAAUAUUAUGUCUUAAAUAGGAAAAAAAAUUAUAUAUCAUGCAAAAAAAUUGCAUUUUGUUCAAAAAGUGGUUGAAGAUAACUAUCAUGUGAAAAAUGUAUGAAAAAACUUAAAAAAGAUGAAGACACAAGUAUGCAAUAUGUGUUUUGAUAAAAGAUUAAAGGGAACAUUAAGGUUUAUAAAAAUAUAUAUAUAUAUAUAUAUUUGAAUACUUUGUAAAUCAUAUUUUAAUCAUCAAAAUUAAAUUUAAUUAUUUAUAUGAUUUAAUUUUUUAUCAGGCAUAUAAAAUUAUAAAUUAUAGAUUAUAAUAUAUUCUUUAUAAAAUGAGUUCCCGUGCGAUAUCGCACGGGCUCUUUGCCUAGUAUCUACAAUAUUAAUACAAGUAAAUGCGUAUAAUCUUUUUGAUUAAGUAAAUGUGUAGAAUCUGUUAAAAAAAAUUGUGUAGAUCUCUAAACAUGUUUUUAAUAAUUAAUUAUUUACUAGUAGUAUAUUAAAGAAAAUAUACUUUGCGUCCUUUCAUUUAUUAUUUUUGUAAAGUAAAAUGUUAAGAAGAUCCGCUCCCCAAGUGGAGUUUUAAGUUUCUACACAUUAAAAAGUUUACGAAAAAAGUAAUAGAUUUUAUUCAAGAAAGUAUUUUCACAUUAAGGAGGUGAGGAUACAUCGAGUAGAAGUGGUGGAUGAGAAGAUGGUGACUACGAUGAAACAAGUAGUGGUGGGGCCGAUGUUACAUAUGAAGUUGAUUGAGGUGGAAAAAUAGGCGUAGUGAGUAGUGACCAGAGGUGAAGUUGACUGAGUAAUGAGUGAAUGGAGUAAUAUGAUAUGUAGAGAAGCUAGUGGAGUUGUCGUUGGAGUUCAUGGAGGAAGAGAAUAAACCACAACAUGGGGUGGAGGAGAAGAAUAGCAUGUGGGAGGAGGUGAGGAGACGAAUUAUGGUGACUGUGGUGGAGGAGAAGACGAUGGCGGCAAUGAGACAACUGCUGGUGGUGAUGAUGCCAAUGAUACAUGUGGGAUAACAACAAACAUUAUAUUCUAUGGGUCUAUAAUAAAUAAAAACACAAUACAGUGCAUCGUUUUGUAACAAACAGCGGCGGCGGAAAAUAUGCAUUUGACGACGGUGGAUGAAGGGAUGUUGUUGUUCGUACAGGAGAUGAGGGAAGGUAUAAGGAGGUGAGAAGACGAUGGGUGGUACGGUGGUGCAGGAGAAGGGGUGGCAGCGAUUAAAUAACAUACACCAAUUAAGCUAUGUUUUAGUAGAUAGUAACAUGAAAAUUACAUCAGUUAAGCAUUAAAGGUACAAAACAGGCAAAUUACAACAACAAAAAUACUAGUAUGGCUAUUGUAUUAAGAACCAAGAGGUUAAAAGCCCAAAAAAAUUAGAUAGCAUAUUAUUUCUUUAUAAUAUUUCAGAGGGAUUUAUUGUAUUGGCAUGUUGUUAUUUUGCUUGGGAUUAAAGACAUAUGAAAAGUACGACACAAGAUAAUCAUGUGUUGAUGUUGAAGGAAACCAAAUAAAGUGCAUAAUAUAACCAUUAAAUAAAGAAAAAAUUGCCAAAACAGAAUAGAAAAACAAGUACAUUGUCCCUUUGCCAUAAAUCUCUUUUUGGUCAGAUUUGGACUUAGGUACCCCUGAUGAACUUUGAAAAAUCAUAUCAAUUAUUUUAAGAAUCCUAAAAAUAUGGAAAAAUAUACAAAAUGUAUAUAAACAAGAGACAAACAUAUGAAAAAUACUUUGGUUGACUAAAUAAUUGUGGAACACAAUUUCAUAUUUUGGUCUACCGAUGGCAGAAAACAUAAUCUAGUGUCUACGAGGAUGUAGAUUGCAUAUUCGGUUAACUACAUAAAUAUCUGCAAACACCAGAACUUUAAAUCGACCAUUUGUUAUAAUUCUAGCAUGAUAGAAUUGAACGACUACUCUUUCUUUUAUUUCUGAACUACGGUAGACAUGGUAGAAGUAAACGACUACCAUAACUUUUAUUUCUGAACUACGGUAGAUUUGAUUAACUAUUAUUUCCUGAUAUAACUACAGAGGCCAAAUGACAAAAUCUGCCAUGUUUCACGAGUCUGCCAUAAUAUUAUUCCAUAAUCUACCACAUUCCUUUAUUCUUCGGACAACGUAAUGUACGUUCUACGAAUUUCGAAUUGUAUAGUUUCCUUAAAUAUCUCCAUAAUCUGGUAAGAGAAUAUCUUCUAAAUCUAUUUUCCUUAAAUUUCGUGUAUUCCAAGUAAAUUUUUUUAAAAAAAAUCGUGGUCUUCUUCUUGGUGAGAGGAUUUUGAUAUUUUUCAUCCAAAAAUUUUGAAUUUCUUGUUGAAGAAGAUGCAUAUCUAUGCUUCUUGUGGGUUGUGGAAAUUUGAUCCCCUUAAAGGAUGGGGAUUUGCGGUUGAUACGAACAAACGAGGUAGAGUAUUGUACAUGGAAUUGACAAGUUCCUUUGAAGACCUAAGGCGUAUGGUUUUAGAAGAUUUUGGAAUUGACCAAAACUUGUCGAGCUUGAGUUAAGCUACUUACCUAUGGAGUUAAUCGGUUCAAUAGACUGUCCCCAAGUUAUCAUUGAGAGUGAUCGGCAAGUCAAAAAUUUUCUUACUUAUGUACGUGGAAAAACUUCUACAAGGUUGUGUGUGUCUACUUCACCUAUCAGUGGAAACAACAGCAACAUUGGGGUUGAUAAUGAGAAAUCUAGCUCGCCUAUCAGAGAACAAGGUGGACCUUCCUCGUUUCCACCUCGAGCUGACAGUGUUCGUUCAUCUGAAUCAAGCAAGGAUGUUGAAGAUAAUUCCAACUCAAACGCCAAUAAAGAAGAUGAUGUUCUCGCCAUUAAAGCAAAAGAAGACGAUAAUGAAAAAAGUGUUCGGUUUUCUUUGGUGGAUGUUGUGAAGAGGGGUGAAACGUUUCAAAACAAAACCAUGUUGAAAGCAACUACGGAAAUGUCGGCAAUGACGCAUAAUUUCGAUUACAAAGUUGUGAAAUCUGACAGAAACCUUUGGUACAUCCGAUGCAAAUACAACCCUUGCAAAUGGAGUGUUCGAGCUGAGGGGUUAUCAGGUUCCACAUAUUUCAUCAUCAAAAAAUAUGUGGCGGAUCAUACAUGCGCUGCGUCGAGUAUGAAUAAUGGUGGUCGGACAGCUUCUGCAAAGACAAUUGGCAGUCUAAUAAUGCAUAGGUAUGAUGGUGUGAAAGAAGGUCCCAAAACAAAUGAUGUCAUACAGAUUAUGAGGAUGGAACAUGGAUGUGAGAUAUCUAAGUCCUUAGCAUGGGAUGCUCGGGAGUUUGCAAUUAGCAUGGUUAGAGGUAUUCCAGAGAAGAGUUUUGGAAAAAUUCCAAAGUACUUGCACAUGCUGAGAGAAGCUAAUCCAGGAACGCAUACGUUUUAUGAAACCGGUGUUGAUGGUAGAUUCAGAUUUCUCUUCGUUUCGUUUGGCCAAUCAGUACGAGGUUUUCAGACAGCCAUGCGACAAGUUCUUGUGGUAGAUGGGACAUUUUUGAAGAGCAAAUACAAAGGGGUCUUACUUGCUGCGACCGCUUUAGAUGGAAACUCUAACUUGUAUCCUGUUGCGUUUGCGGUUGUGGACUCAGAAAAUGAUCGUUCAUGGGAUUGGUUUAUGAGACAGCUAAAGGUUGUUAUUGCGGACGAGCAUUCUCUAGCUUUUGUGUCAGACAGAAAUACCUCACUUUGUAAGGCAAUAGAGAAUGUGUAUCCUCUUUCUCAUCAUGGAAUUUGCAUCCACCAUUUGUUGAAUAAUGUGGUCACACAUUACAGAGGAAAAGGACUGGCUGGAUUGAUUGCAAAAGCUUCUAAAGCUUAUAGAGUCAUUGAUUUUCAGAAGCGAUUCCAAGCUGUCUGCAAUAUUAGUCCAGCUAUUGGAAAAUAUUUAACAGAUGCAGAUGUUACAAAGUGGGCUCGCUGUCAGUUUCCAGGAUUCAGGUAUGACAUCAGAACGACUAACCCAGCUGAAUCAAUAAACUCUGCUUUGCGCACACCAAGAGAGUAUCCAGUCAUUCCUUUGUUGGAUAGCAUCAGAGAAAUGCUGACCCGUUGGUUCUUCGAACGGCGCACACGAAGCAGGAAGCACACAAAACCAUUAACUAUUGCCAUCGAGAAAAAGAUAGACAGGCGGAUUAAUAAGGGUAAAACGUUUCUGGUUCAGCCAGUUGAUGAGUACCGUUUUUUGGUUCGUGGAGAUACAAUCGACUGCCUGGUUGAUUUGGAUAGAAGAACCUGCUCAUGUGGGAAAUACGACCUACUGAAAAUCCCAUGUAGACACGCAAUCAAGGCUGGUUUAACAGUUGGUCGAGCCCCAUCCUCACUAACGGAUGAAAUGUACACGACUUCCACUUGGAGCAAAUAAAUAACAUUCAUCAAUUCUUCUUAUAUCUUCCCGACAACAAGUUUUUUUUUUAUUUGACAUCUGAAUUUUAUUAGUCAACUGAGUUAAACAAUAACUCAGAGAAUACAUCAAAGACAAAGGUCCAAAGAUAAAAAAGGAGACAAACCAGCAAAACAUAAUAUUUGCGAGACAAAGCCCAAAGAUGGGAGACAAAAAGUUAAUUAAGACUUACACAACAUACGACAAGGAAGGACCAAACUACUCAAGGGAUAAGCCAUAAUUCGAAAGGAUUCAAUCAAAUCCGCUGUCUAAAGUCACUCUCAAGACCACUCCACUCACACACCAGUCCCAGUAUCUACAGACUAAAGACCGGGUACCUCCUCGCAAGAGAAGACCUGAAGAUCAAUAUCACUGCCAUGCCAAGAACCCGAACCAAGACCAAUAGUCGUAGAAAAGAGCUAGUAGAUGCAUCGCAGCAAUAACACGUCUGAAAAACAAAACCCAGAACGAAACCUUGCCAAACUCACCGACCUUAGUAGGGGUGGGCGUUCGGGUUCUGGUUCGGUUCGGAUCUAAUCGGGUUUCGGAUUUUUGGGCUUAAAGAUUUCAGCCCCAUUUCGGUAUUUCUAAAUUUCGGUUCGGAUUCGAUGCGGAUCUUUGCGGAUUCGGUUCAGGUUCGGAUAAUACAUUUUAAAUUAUUUUUAAAAUUUUAAUAUUCAUUAUAUGCUUAAAAUUUCUCAAAAUCUAUAAAACAAAAUAAUAUAUUACAUAUAAAUUUGUAUAAUAUAUGUCAAAAUAUCUAAAAUUAACAUAUAAAUUGGGUUGAUUUGAAUAUUUGGAUAGAAAAUCAAUAGAUAUUUUAAGCAUUUUGGUGUUUUGAAUAUAUUUUAGCUAUUUUAGACAUUUACUUUUGACUAUUUAUGUAUAUAUUCAAGUAUUUUAGACAACUUAAAAGUAUAUUAUAUUUUUGGAUGUAUUUAAUAUAUAUUAAAUCUAAAAAUAAGUAAUAUAUUUAGGUAUAUAAAUCUAUUUCGGUUACAUUCGGGUACCCGAGAUACUUUGGUUUGGGUCAGGUUCGGUUUCGGUUCUUUGGAUACCAAAAUUUUGAACCCGUUCGGAAAUUUAAUCAAUUUCGUUUCAGGUUCGGUACAGUACUACUUUUUCGGAUCAGGUUCGGUUCGGUUCUUCGGAUCCAGGUUUUUUGCCCAGCCCUAGGCCUGAGAACUCAGAACAGCAAAGCGGAAAAGAUGAACCAAGAACCAAGGCCAAACAACAUCAGAGAGAAGAUCAGUGAUGGAAAAAGCCGGUACCGAUGCUAAAUGAACCUAACGCUACACCCUCUGAAAAGAUCAAACUCCAUUGAACUAGGCCUCAUAACAUAAUAAACAAAGCUAUGGCCCAUAAGAAGGAAGGCCCAGACCAAGCCUUUAAAAGCGGAAGGAAAGACAAAUCUACAAGUCUUGAGAACAUGUGUACAUUUGAGCAGGAAAAAAGACACGUGCCAAGAAAGGACAAAUCCCACCGUCCAAACAUAUCGACUCAGAGAAUGUCGGCGGAAACCCCGACACCACUAGAAAACCGCAAAGCUUCAACAAGCUGAUGGCGGAGACCGAAUCGGAGAAGCCAACAUCACCAGAAAACCAAAGCCGCCAUAUCAUUAACAAAAAAAACAACACUUCAAUCUGUGGAAUGAUAAACUAGUAUCAAUCUCCCAAAUCAAUCAAAUAACAUCAGACAUCAGAUCUUGCACUUCCAAAGCCGGGAAGGAUGAAAGGAAGAAAAGAAGAGACUCCGAUGAUGAAUGACCCAACUGAAACUAUUAGAGAGGAGUAAAGAAGCGAUUGAACAAAAAUCACCGGAAAAAACCGGGACUGGUGCUAGCCGACACCACCGUAGAAGAACGAGGUGACGCCAGAAACAAAGCCGGCCAAAAGGUGCUAAAGGAGCCACCAAUUGCCAGAGUCUAAGCCAGAGUCUUUCGCCGACGAGAAUCCGACGCCUCUAAUUAGUUUCUCCCCCUCUGAAUGAUUUUUGAUGGAUAAAGGCAUCUCCGGUAUCACUUUGUUUUUCAUUUUUAAAUAGAGUUUAGUAUAAAAGUACUCCAAUGGUACUCUAUUUUAUACUCUAUAAUAGAGUAAAAAAUGAGUUUACGUAAGUUAUUUUUUCUUUCUUCAUCACUCUAUUUUACACUAUAAAAUAGAGUACCAUUGAAGUAUAACUCCACUCUAUAAUAGAGUUAUUCUAUAAUAGAGUUACUCUAUUUUAAAUUGAAAAUAAAGUGAACAAUUGAAUAGGGGUGGGCAUUCCGAAGUGGCAUCCGAAAAACCCAAACCGAAAUCCCAACCGAAGUAUCAGAAUAUCCAAACGGGUAUUGAAUUAGGAGAGAUUGGAUAUCCGAACCCGAACGGGUAAUAUCCGAACCCGAAUGGAUAUCCGAAAAUAACCGAACAUAUGUAUAAUUAACCUUAUAUUUCUAGUUUACAUCUCUCAUUUUAUA